Messenger RNA from Nannospalax galili (Upper Galilee mountains blind mole rat), 973 nucleotides. Its product is annotated as membrane-spanning 4-domains subfamily A member 4D-like. The coding region runs from base 240 to 875 and encodes 211 amino acids. The record is from RefSeq and is a predicted model, not a curated record. Gene Ontology annotation, cellular component: membrane. Lineage: Eukaryota; Metazoa; Chordata; Mammalia; Rodentia; Spalacidae. The transcript has 7 exons.
UCCUUAAGUAGUGCAGAUGAGCAGUGCAAUUCACAUUCCCACAGUGUACAGUGUCUGUGUGCAAUACACACACUAUGCUGCUUUGGAGAAACUUCCUGGGAAAGAUUCUGAAAUGAAUGACUUUGCAGUGACUUACCUGUUCUUGAACAAAUGAGACAGAACUCUGUGAGACAGAGGUGAAAAUGACUUCAGUCAUCACGGAUUACAUGAGGUUAUGAAAAGCAUCUUUUCCAAGGAACAUGCACGUGGACCAUCAAGCCAGGGACCUCGCCAUCCAUCAGGGACACCCUGAACCAGUCAUCCUCUCUCAGAAGACACGGAGCAAUCUACAGUCAUUCAUAAAAGGGGAACCAGUUCUCUUUGGGGUGAGCCAGAUCCUGAUUGGCAUGAUGAAUAUUUCUCUGUGGCUUAUGUUAAAGGCCUCCAAUUAUUUUCCUGAUCAGUUUCUUCCAUUCCUGGGUGGCGUUGAAUUCCAAUAUCUUUUCCUUUUGGGGCCAAUCUUCUACGUUGUGUCUGGAACGCUGUCCAUUGUGACUAGAAAGAACAUUACAAAAAGUAUGAUUUAUGGAAGCCUGGGGAUGAACUCUGUGUGUGCCGUGUUAGCAGGAGCAUCGUUAUUUGCCCUCUUAGUUCCAUUUGGAUCCUGCUCUGGAUGUGGCACUUUAUCAUUUUAUAUCAGGAGAGGGAUUCUAAUUGUGAGUUGCAUCCUUACACUGCUGGAGUUCUGCAUCGCUGUGUCUCUGUCUGCAUUUGGGUGCAAUGCUGUCUGCUGUGAUGUGACCACAGUGGUGGUUAACAUAUCCUCCAAUGAGCAGGAACUUUCUCUGCAUGCUGGAGAUCAUGUAUAUGAUGAGGUGGCUUUCCCACCCACUUAAGUGGCUUCUUGGAAAACUUUGAUGUUCUACCAAUGUUCCUUUUCCAUUUUGUCAUCCAGUAUUUUAGUGCCAUUCAUUAAAGAAUGUCUUGAGUUAAA